GAGAGUCCAGACCAUUGAAAAUUAAGAGACAGUGUGAAAAUGUUACUCAAAGGGAGUGGACGUCUACUGUAUCGCAUUGGUUUUGUCUUGCAGUUGUGUUCCUUUAGAUACUGCCCACAAAAGAAUCAAUAUGUUGUCCAUAGAUUUGUGUACUAUCAUAUAUUCCUAAGUUUGCUGAAGGUUCUGCUCUUGGGCUUUGAUAUACCCCUAUUGAUACUCAUAUUUUAUGGCCUAUACUCGGCCAAACUGGUGGAUAAUAUUACGGUUAUAUUGAUUGUGGGUCAAAUUGUAUUAUGGCUGAGUCGUUUGUAUGGAUUAGUGGCACUGAUAUGCCUCACACAUGUGCCCUACUAUCAAGAAAAAAUAUUACAAUUACUGAAUGCAAUAUUGCAUAUAGACAAAGAGUUGGAAAACUGCUUUCUAGAUGAGAAUUCGACAAAGCAAAAGUCUGGGGCAUUAGUUCUGCUGUUUGUAGUGACUGUACUUCGUUUUGCCUCCGAUUUGCAUUCAACAUUUGGUCGUGUGGUGCAUCUUGUGGCAGCACUCUACUACAAUACCCUGCUGCAUCUGUGCUAUCUGGCUGUGGCCUUAUAUCUAGUGAAACUUAUGGAAUGGCGGAGAGAUCUAUCCUUAUUUAUGACGGAAUUUAUGGAGUGUCUUCAGGAGGAUGAUUGCUACUUUGGCAAUCAAAAUGAGCGUCUCAUCUGCUGUCUUCGCUUGAACUUUGCCAUCACACAACUCCAAGGAAGUUUCUAUGCCAUUUUUAAUACAUUUUCCUUUGUGAUACCUUUGCUGAUCUUAAAUUUUGUUUGCCUUUGGGAUUUUGCUUUGAUUUCGCACUUUUUGAGCAUAUUUUUAUUGGGUUUUCUGAGCGAUAAAGUCAAAAAAAAGGAAAAUGAGUUCCUAAAUCAAUUGGUGGAUAUAGAUCUGCAUUUAAAUAGGAAAAAUAUCAAGGAACCCAAGGAAUAUAGAUGUAUGGCAUUUCUAACCAUUUUGAAUCAACAUUUUAACUGUGCAAAGGAUCCCUACCAUCGCAUAUUGAGUAGAAAAUAUGCCCUAUAUUUAAUCACUAGUUUUCUUAUAUAUUUUAUUACCUAUUGGUUUGGUAUAUUUAUGAACAAUAAUCGCUUUUCAUUUCUGCGUAAAAUGAAUAUAACUUUAGUUUCAUAGAAAUUAAAUAUUAUAUAUGGCCAUAACAAUCUCGAAAAACAUCAUUUAGAUCUAAUACUAUACGUAGCAUACUAUAUUACUUCCCAUCAAAUUUAAUGAGGCAGCAAAUGUUGCAUAAAUGC
Messenger RNA from Drosophila pseudoobscura, 1292 nucleotides. RefSeq lists its product as uncharacterized. Lineage: Eukaryota; Metazoa; Arthropoda; Insecta; Diptera; Drosophilidae. The record is from RefSeq and is a predicted model, not a curated record. Bases 40 to 1170 code for a protein of 376 amino acids. The transcript has 2 exons.